CUGCUAGAGAAGCGGUGAUUGAAGGGAUAGCAGAGCCCGGGUGGCGACGACGGCCAUCUUAGAGCUGAACACCGUGGAUUCAUCCACCGCUUUUUAUUUUUCAUAUUAGAUAAACCCUCAAGAGAAGAAUAACAGCAACAAAAAGGGUGUGUGUGUUAAAAGUUUGUCGUGGCUGAGCUCGAAGUCAGCAUGCGGUUCCGAAGGAAUAAACUCUUUACAUCCACCGUCGGACUGGUCCUGGCGCUGGUGUGUGUGCUGGAUGCGGCUAAAGUCAAUAAGCACAAGCCAUGGAUCGAGACAACAUAUCACGGCAUCGUGACAGAGAAUGAUGACAAAGUGCUGCUGGACCCCCCUCUAAUUGCACUGGACAAAGAUGCGCCUCUACGCUAUGCAGAGAGUUUUGAGGUGACCCUCACUGAAGAAGGUGAGAUUUGCGGCUUCAGGAUCCACGGGCAGAAUGUCCCCUUUGAGGCCGUGGUCCUGGACAAGUCCACUGGCGAGGGGGUCAUCCGUGCCAAGGACAAGCUGGACUGCGAGCUGCAGAAGGAACACACCUUCACGAUCCAAGCAUACGACUGUGGAGAGGGACCUGAUGGUGCCAACAUGAAGAAAUCACACAAGGCCACUGUACACAUUCAGGUAAACGACCUCAACGAGUAUUCGCCAGUGUUCAAAGCGAAGUCCUACAAAGCCACCGUCAUCGAGGGCAAGAAAUACGACAGCAUCCUGAAGGUGGAGGCCGUCGAUGCCGACUGCUCCUUCCAGUUCAGUCAGAUCUGCAACUAUGAGAUUGUUACCCCAGAUGUGCCCUUCACCAUUGACAAAGACGGGUUCAUCAAGAACACAGAGAAACUGAAUUACGGUAAAGAGCACAUGUAUAAGCUGACUGUGACGGCUUACGACUGUGGGAAGAACCGUGCCUCCGAGGACGUUCUGGUCAAAAUCAGCGUCAAGCCUACCUGCAAACCCAGCUGGCAAGGCUUCAAUAAGAGGAUUGAAUAUGAGCCUGGAACAGGCAGCCUAGCUCUGUUCCCCAGCAUGCACCUGGAGACCUGUGAUGAGCCAAUCACAUCCAUCAGAGCCACUAUUGAGCUAGAAACCAAUCAUAUUGGAAAGGGCUGCGACCGUGACACCUACUCUGAAAAGUCCCUGCACAAGCUGUGUGGAGCCAGCUCUGGCACUGUGGAACUCCUGCCAGCACCCAGCAGCUCUGCCAACUGGACGGUAGGACUACCCACCGACAACGGCCACGACAGCGACCAGGUGUUUGAGUUCAAUGGCACCCAGGCUGUCAAAGUUCCUGAUGGCUUGGUGAGCACCAGCUUGAAGGAGCCCUUCACCAUCUCUGUGUGGAUGAGACAUGGCCCUGGGGCCCACGAGAAGGAGACCAUCCUCUGCAACUCAGACAAGACAGACAUGAACAGGCACCACUAUUCGCUCUACGUGCACAACUGCAGGCUCAUCCUCCUCCUUCGCCAAGAUCAGUCAGAGGCAGAGAACUACAAACCAGCCGAGUUCCACUGGAAACUUGAUCAUGUAUGUGACAAGGAGUGGCAUCACUAUGUAGUAAAUGUGGAGUUCCCCACCGUGACACUGUUUGUGGAUGGCACUACCUUUGAACCCUUCCUGGUCACGGAGGACUACCCACUGCACGCCUCCAGGAUUGAGACUCAGCUCACUAUUGGUGCUUGCUGGCAAGAAAACUCAGGACAUGACAAUGACACUGAGACAGUCUCUGAGUCUUCCUCAGGCGGAAAUGCACGUAUGGUCCAGUUUUUCCGUGGAAACCUUGCAGGGCUGAUGAUCCGCUCUGGUAAACUGGAGAACAAGAAGGUUAUUGACUGUUUGUACACCUGCAAGGAAGGCCUGGAUGUGCAGCUGCCUGAGGAGGUAGCAUCCACUGUCAAGGUGGAGUUUAACCCCAACCAGUCCUCCCUGACCGUUGAAGGGGAUGACAUUGAUGCCUUUGACAAAGUCAUGCAGCACAUCUCGUACAUGAACUCCCGCCAGUUCCCAACACCUGGCAUUAGACACCUCCGUAUCGCCACUACUGUCAAGUGCUUCAACGAGGAGUCCUGUGUGACCAUGCCGGAUGCUGAAGGUUACGUCAUGGUGCUGCAGCCCGAGGAGCCCAAGAUCAGCCUGAGUGGCAUUGACCACUUCGCCCGGAGCGCUGCUGAAUUUGAGAGCCCAGAGGGCGUGACGCUAUUCCCCGAGCUGCGCAUUGUUAGCACUAUCACCCGCGAGGUGGAAGCUGAUGCAGCAGAGUCUGAAGACACAGAGGGAGCUGACGAUGACCCCACAGUCCAAGAGACCGUGGUGUCAGAGGAGAUCAUGCACAACCUUGACACAUGCGAGGUGACUGCGGUGGGAGAUGAACUGGAUGCCGAGCAUGAGGGCCUGGAGGUGGACAUGUUCCAGCUGCAGCAGCGCGGCCUGGAGAUGAGCUCCUCUCACCUUGGCCUCGUCAUCACAGGCGUGAACACCAUGGCCAACUAUGAGCAGGUUCUGCAUCUUAUCCGUUACAAGAACUGGCACACCGAGGCGCUCUUUGACAGGAAAUUCAAACUUGUGUGCUCUGAGCUCAAUGGGCGCUACAUCAGCAAUGACUUCAAGGUCGAGGUGAACGUGAUCCACACAGCCAACCCUAUGGAUCAUGUGAACAGUGCCCUGGUGCAGCCCAACUUCAUCAACCCCGUGCACCAGGCCUCUGUGGACCUAUCUGGUCACAACCUGGUCAACGCUCACCAGGCGUCAGUGGUUCCCAGUGCGGCCACUAUCGUCAUUGUCGUCUGUGUCAGUUUCCUGGUGUUCAUGAUCAUUCUGGGCGUGUUCCGCAUCCGGGCUGCACACCAGCGCACCAUGAGAGACCAGGAGAACGGCAAGGAGAACGAGAUGGACUGGGACGAUUCGGCCCUCACCAUCACUGUCAACCCCAUGGAGACGUACGAAGACCAACACAGCAGUGAGGAGGAGGAGGAAGAAGAGGAGGAGAGCGAGGACGGGGAGGAGGAAGAUGAUAUCACAAGCGCUGAGUCAGAGAGCAGUGAGGACGACGAGGGCGGUGAGCAGGAGGACCAGCAGGGGGCCAGCAGACAGCAGCAGCUGGAAUGGGACGACUCCACCCUCACCUACUAGAACAUAUAUACACACACACACGCGCGCGCGCGCACACACACACACACCUUUAAUUUGCACACAGUCAGAUGUUCAUCCUCGUCACACCACACAUACAAGGAGCCGUGAUGUUUAAAAAAAACAAAAACAAAAAAAGGUUUCCCCUCUUGUCAUCUUAGUGGCGCUACUCAGUGUUGUGUGGUCAUCACCAGCUUUUUAAAUAAUUUAUUUGAUUUGAAGUCGCAAAUCUUGGCCGAUAUUGAAGUGUGUGUGAGGAAAAACUGUGCACUUUUCUUUUUUCUCCCACACAAGGCUUCAAAAAAAUGUUUCAGAUUUGUUUUGCAGCUGAAAACCACCACUGGUCAUCCAGUGAAUGGAUGCUUUUUAGCAGAUGGAAUGCAUUUCCUCGUUUUGUUUUUCUUUGCUUUUAAAUCUUUUAGUGCAUGAAGUCAUGUGUAGAGAAAUACAUUUGCUUUUUAAAGAUGUUGUAAAUACAAGAAAACCAUGUAAGUAGUCAAUGUGUUCGUGAAGGCCUCCUCCACAGGGUCCAAUAUCUAAAAGAUAAAACAAAUAAGUAAAUAUAAAACAGUCAAAUAUUUGUGUCACACAGGCUGUAGCAUGUUUCUCAAAUGUUACUGCAAACUUGUUCCGUCAUGUUUGUACAAAAGUGUCUGCUUUCACGAGGAGGAACACCGCAAUGUUCUUAAGAGGGUUUCUUUUGUCCUUUUUUGUGUUCUCGUUUAGUUUUGCCUCCUCUUCAUUCCAGCUAGAUCUCGCUAUUUGUACAGACUGGAUUUAAACUUACCGUUUUUAGACAAAGAGAGUUCGGGUUGUGCUAGGUUUGCUCAGCUACUUUUAAAUUCUUAUGACGCUUCUGAAAGUAGCUGUGGAAAGAUGAGCGUCAAUAUAGAAGCCUCUUGUUAUUGUGUUAAUUCUCCAUGGCGCGUUUUUUUUUUUUAAUGUGAAAUAAAUAGUGUUGAAGCAUUUAUGAGUGGUCUUCUAUUGCAAAAGACGGUUACACAGCUUAGUACUGCAGAGUUGGUCAAUGUAGUGGCCUCCUAAUAAAUAGAAAAACUACAUUUGAGUUGGAAAGUAGUUACCCACCUCCUCCCACAUAAUGUUGUAUAUAUUUUUCCAAAAAUGUAACCUUUCACGCUUAUUUAGGAGCAGCUUAUAGGCGUCAGAGUAAGAAGAAUGUCUUUCUGAAUUUCAGAGGCCAACUUGCCCCCAGACGUCUCGAUGGCCCUCUGCUGGCCAAAUGCAGGGAGUGCAACUAGGAGCUCUAACAAGACCCUGCUUGUAUCAAUGCCAUGUUUUGUUCAUUUGUAAACUUCUAGAUUUCUUACUGUGUCUAAACAUUAGGCCACGGCUAGUUUGCAUUUUGCAUUGUGCUUCUACACUGACACUGUUAAUGUGUAGCUGAUGUAGAUCCAUGUUGUAUCUUUCUAUCGCUAUCGUACUAAAUCCACCUUCGCAGCAGAUGUACGGUACGUGAUGACUUGGGCAGCAUACUGUAUGUCAGUAUACUGUUGCUGUAUAGUGGCAUUUAUUUUUUGUGGGAAAUGGUGACAGAGUUCAACUUUUAAUCCAUUUAAAAGGUGACAAAUGUGUGUGUGAAGCUCCAAGUGAAUGUGUCAGCUGAAGAAACAAUAAUAAAUACAAUUUUCAAACAUCGCAUGAACCACAAGUUAGUGAACAUUUCAUGAUAUGUGAGGCUGGAAGUGAGGAGGUGUGAUCCACUUACUGACAUCCACAACACUCCACCUUAUUUUGUAGAGUUUUCUUGUUUUUCUUUCUUUCUUUGCUCCGAAUGGAAAUGUUGUGGAAGGUUCCUUUAUGCUUGUUGGAGCUGCUCUCACUUCUCUACCAAUUGACAGGCAAAAUUGUAGUCAAGUUGAUGCUUGCUCGUAAACACAAUAAAGGAUAAUGAGAUGGGA
Molecule: messenger RNA, 5054 nt
Organism: Dunckerocampus dactyliophorus (ringed pipefish)
Lineage: Eukaryota; Metazoa; Chordata; Actinopteri; Syngnathiformes; Syngnathidae
Gene: clstn1
Product: calsyntenin 1
Exons: 19
Coding region: 190-3138 (982 amino acids)
Biological process (GO): homophilic cell-cell adhesion; positive regulation of synaptic transmission; positive regulation of synapse assembly
Cellular component (GO): cell surface; postsynaptic membrane
Molecular function (GO): calcium ion binding; amyloid-beta binding; kinesin binding
Source: RefSeq, a predicted model, not a curated record